Molecule: messenger RNA, 570 nt
Organism: Diaporthe amygdali
Lineage: Eukaryota; Fungi; Ascomycota; Sordariomycetes; Diaporthales; Diaporthaceae
Product: p-3 complex subunit sigma
Exons: 2
Coding region: 1-570 (189 amino acids)
Biological process (GO): vesicle-mediated transport; protein transport
Cellular component (GO): intracellular membrane-bounded organelle
Source: RefSeq, a predicted model, not a curated record
AUGAUCAACGCCUUUCUGGUCUUUAAUGGCCAAGGCCAACCACGCCUGACGAAGUUCUACACACAGCUCGACACCAGCAUACAGCAACGCCUCAUCUCCGAGAUCUUCACCCUCGUUUCCAACCGUCCAGCUGGCUCCUGCAACUUCCUGCCACUGCCUCCUCUCCUCGCCGCUUCCGGCACCUCCCACUCGUCCGGCGACCAACAGCACAACGACGUCCCUUCCCUGGUGACAUACCGACACUACGCAACACUCUUCUUCAUCGUCAUCUCCACGUCCACCGAAUCCCCGCUCGCCCUGAUCGACCUGAUCCAGGUUUACGUCGAGGCACUGGACAAGCUGUUCGAGAAUGUGUGCGAGCUAGACCUGAUAUUCAACUUCGAGAGCCUGCACGCGACGCUGUCCGAGAUGAUUGUCGGGGGCGUGGUAAUAGAGACGAAUUUAGAAAGGAUUGUGGCGGGCGUCAAGGCCCAGGGCACAGUGGCGAAGAGACCGGUCAACGAAUCUAGGAGUACGGGGCUGGGCGCUGGCCUUGGGAUGGGCGGGAACUUUGUCUGGGCUGGGAGAUGA